Molecule: messenger RNA, 3693 nt
Organism: Myotis lucifugus (little brown bat)
Lineage: Eukaryota; Metazoa; Chordata; Mammalia; Chiroptera; Vespertilionidae
Gene: COL6A2
Product: collagen type VI alpha 2 chain
Exons: 28
Coding region: 133-3198 (1021 amino acids)
Source: RefSeq, a predicted model, not a curated record
CCCGCGUCCCCUCCCUCCUGCCCACUCGGCGCGGCUCUCCGCGGCCAGGACCUGAUCCUCGGACGUGCACAGCGAGGGCGCCCCGCGCGCUCGGGGUCAGGACGUCAGGGACCACCCACGGGUGCUGCCAAGAUGCUCCGAGGCUCCCGCUCCGUCCUCCUGCUCUGGGGCCUCCUGGGGACCCUGCGCGCCCAGCAGCAGGAGGUCAUCGCACCCGACACAUCGGAGAGAGGCAGCUGCCCAGAGAAAGCCGACUGCCCGGUCAACGUGUACUUUGUGCUGGACACCUCGGAGAGCGUCACCAUGCAGUCCCCCACCGACAGCCUGCUCUACCACAUGCAGCAGUUCGUGCCGCAGUUCAUCAGCCAACUGCAGGACGAGCUGUACCUCGGCCAGGUGGCCCUGAGCUGGCGCUACGGCGGCCUGCACUUCUCCGACCAGGUGGAGGUGUUCAGCCCGCCGGGCAGCGACAGGGCCUCCUUCACCAAGGGCCUGCAGAGCAUCCGCUCCUUCCGCCGUGGCACGUUCACCGACUGCGCGCUGGCUAACAUGACCCGGGAGAUCCGGCAGCACAGGAGCAACGGCGCGGUCAACUUCGCGGUGGUCAUCACCGACGGCCACGUCACCGGCAGCCCCUGCGGUGGCAUCAAGAUGCAGGCUGAGCGGGCCCGCGAGGAGGGCAUCCGGCUCUUCGCCGUGGCCCCCAACAAGAACCUGAACGAGCAGGGCCUGCGGGAAAUCGCCAGCACGCCCCAGGAGCUCUACCGCAGCAACUACGCCACCAUGCUGCCCGACUCCGCCGAGAUCGACCAGGACACCAUCAACCGCAUCAUCAAGGUCAUGAAACAUGAGGCCUAUGGAGAGUGCUACAAGGUGAGCUGUCUGGAGAUCCCCGGGCCCCCUGGCCCCAAGGGCUACCGCGGACAAAAGGGCGCCAAGGGCAACAUGGGGGAGCCUGGAGAGCCUGGACAGAAGGGCCGGCAGGGGGACCCAGGCAUUGAAGGACCCAUCGGAUUCCCAGGACCCAAGGCAUGUCCUGGUUUCAAAGGAGAAGAAGGUGAGAUUUCGACCGAUGGGCGGAAGGGCGCCCCCGGCCUGGCUGGCAAGAACGGGACCGAUGGACAGAAGGGCAAGCUGGGGCGCAUUGGACCCCCUGGCUGCAAGGGAGACCCCGGGAGUCGGGGCCUCGACGGCUACCCAGGGGACGCAGGCAGUCCUGGGGAACCCGGAGACCAAGGUGCCAAGGGGGACGCUGGCCGCCCAGGACGCAGAGGGCCCCCAGGAGAGGACGGGGCCAAGGGAAGCAAGGGCUAUCAAGGCAACAACGGAGCCCCAGGAAGUUCCGGCGUGAAAGGAGCCAAAGGCGGGCCCGGGCCCCGGGGACCCAAAGGCGAGGCUGGGCGCAGGGGAGACCCUGGCACCAAGGGCAGCCCAGGCGGCGAGGGCCCCAAAGGCGAGAAGGGGGAUCCUGGCCCCGAGGGACCCCGGGGCCUGGCUGGGGAGGUUGGCGGCAAAGGAGCCAAGGGAGACCGCGGCCUGCCUGGACCCAGAGGCCCCCCUGGGGCUCUGGGGGAGCCUGGGAAGCAGGGAUCUCGGGGAGACCCCGGUGAUGCUGGUCCCCGCGGAGACUCCGGACAGCCUGGCCCAAAGGGAGACCCUGGCAGGCCUGGAUUCAGCUACCCAGGACCCCGAGGAGCGCCUGGGGAAAGAGGCGAGCCAGGCCCACCUGGCCCCGAGGGGGGCAGAGGCGACUUCGGAGUGAAAGGAGCACCUGGGCGGAAAGGAGAAAAGGGGGAGCCUGCAGAUCCUGGUCCCCCUGGUGAGCCGGGCCCUCGGGGGCCGAGAGGAUCCCCCAGGACCCGAGGUAGGUCAGGAGAGCCUGGACCCCCCGGAGACCCCGGCCUCACGGAGUGUGACGUCAUGACCUACGUGCGGGAGACGUGCGGGUGCUGUGACUGUGAGAAGCGGUGUGGCGCCCUGGACGUGGUGUUCGUCAUCGACAGCUCUGAGAGCAUCGGCUACACCAACUUCACGCUGGAGAAGAACUUCGUCAUCAACGUGGUCAACAGGCUGGGGGCCAUCGCCAAGGACCCCAAGUCCGAGACAGGGACCAGAGUGGGCGUCGUGCAGUACAGCCACGAGGGCACCUUCGAGGCCAUCCAGCUGGACGACGAGCGCAUCAACUCGCUGUCCAGCUUCAAGGAGGCCGUCAAGAACCUCGAGUGGAUCGCAGGCGGCACCUGGACGCCCUCCGCCCUCAAGUUCGCCUACAACAAGCUGAUCAAGGAGAGCCGGCGCAAGAAGACCCGCGUGUUCGCAGUGGUCAUCACGGAUGGCCGGCACGACCCCCGGGACGACGACCUCAACCUGCGGGCGCUGUGCAACCACGAUGUCACGGUGACGGCCAUCGGCAUCGGGGACAUGUUCCAUGAGAAACACGAGAGCGAGAACCUCAACUCCAUUGCGUGCGACAAGCCCCAGCAGGUGCGCAACAUGACGCUGUUCUCCGACCUGGUGGCCGAGAAGUUCAUCGACGACAUGGAGGACGUCCUGUGCCCGGACCCCCAGAUCGUGUGCCCGGACCUUCCCUGCCAAACAGAGCUGUACGUGGCCCAGUGCACCCAGCGGCCCGUGGACAUCGUCUUCCUGCUGGACGGCUCCGAGCGGCUAGGUGAGCAGAACUUCCACAAGGCCCGGCACUUCGUGGAGGAGGUGUCCCGGCGGCUGACCCUGGCACGCAGGGACGAUGACCCACUCAACGCACGCGUGGCGAUGCUGCAGUUCGGGGGCCCUCGCGAGCAGCAGGUGGCCUUCCCACUGACCUCCAACCUGACGGUCAUCCACGAGGCACUGGAGAGCGCGCGCUACCUCAACUCCUUCUCACACGUGAGCUCGGGCAUCGUGCACGCCAUCAACCAGGUGGUGCUCGGCGCGCGGGCCGGGGCGCGCCGCCACGCCGAGCUGUCCUUCGUGUUCCUCACGGACGGCGUCACGGGCAACGACAGCCUGGACGAGGCCGUGCACUCCAUGCGCAAGCAGAACGUGGUGCCCACCGUGGUGGCCGUGGGCGACGACGUGGACAUGGACGUGCUCUCCAAGAUCAGCCUGGGCGACACGGCUGCCGUCUUCCGUGAGAAGAACUAUGACAGCCUGGCCCAGCCCGGCUUCUUCGACAGGUUCAUCCGCUGGAUCUGCUAGCGCCCCACCCACCCUGGCGCGCACCCCCAGCCCUGCGGGCUCUGUCCUCCUGUCCGUGGUGCUACUCAGAUCCCACCAAGAGAGGUGCAGAGCGCUGCCCUGCCGACUCGACCUCUCCAGUGUGGGUGUAAAGUCAGGAGUGGAGUUCCCCUCCCCACCCAGCUCUCCCCAGGGUCCUGCAGCCCUGCCGCCCUCCACCCCUUCUCUCUAUCCCGUGACACCCUACUCUCCACACCCUUCCUGGUCCCCAGAGGCUUCCCGGGACGCGCUUCAGACCCUCAUCAACAGGCCCAUUUCCCCCUCAGCCCAGCGUCAUCCCUGGACUCUCAUCCACCUUCCAGGGCCCCCAAAGGCUCUCUGCCAGCCCCCCUGGCCCAGCUCCCAGGUCUCCGCCUCACCUCUGAGGGUCAUGCCCCCAUCAGACAGAGCUGUGACAGCAGGCCCUCCAUGUCUCUGUAUGUACACACCUCAGUCCAAUAAAGGCUUUGAACCACC